AAUAAAAUGUGGACAUAGAUUCGUGAUAUUUAGCUGUGUGUUUAUGAUAAAUACCCCUUAUUUGAUUUGACUAUUUUACAUCACUUGCUAACUGAUAAAUGUGUAUUUCGUGUUUCUCUAAACAAGGAAGCUCGGAACUAACGGCGCAGUUUGCAGAAGCGCCACGGACGAUAUUUGCCGCGGCACCGGUAGCUCACAUGGCGCUGCGUGUGUUAGCGCGAGAAACUUAUGCGAUCAAGACAAAAGCCCUGUGACAAAGCUGCGCGAUGCUGUGCAUGGGAUCUGACUGACCUGUCCUUCAUGAUGGAAGCCGUGUUUCAAGCCCCUAAACGGCGGGCGAAGGUUUAUGAGUCGUUUGAAGCUCCUCUCCCCAUCUCACUGGGCGCAGAGGACGAAGAGCCCAUCAUCUACAGAGCAGAGAUCAUCAGUCAUCAUGUCCUAGUCACAGAUCCUGCUCACAUACUGCCUCUGUAUGAGCGGGGUUACUUCGGUAAAGGAGUGUUCUCUAGAUCCAGACCUGAGCACGAGAUCUCUCAGCAGUGGACAUACGUUGGAGACCGAUGUCUACCUGUGAUCUCCUCGUCAGAGUAAGAAGGUCUUGGACCGCUUUGCUUUUACUCUCG
Messenger RNA from Sinocyclocheilus grahami, 623 nucleotides. Its product is annotated as tRNA-splicing endonuclease subunit Sen2-like. The transcript has 3 exons. The coding region runs from base 229 to 591 and encodes 120 amino acids. The record is from RefSeq and is a predicted model, not a curated record. Lineage: Eukaryota; Metazoa; Chordata; Actinopteri; Cypriniformes; Cyprinidae.